ACAGAACGCCUCAAACUUGGCAGCGUUGAGAUCAGUGAGAUGUUUUGUGUGAAUUACAAGGCGGUUUAAAAAUUGUAUGUUCAGUGAAAAAUGUGAUUAAAAGUGCAAAAAAGUGUCGUAUUUAUAGUUUUAUGAACAGUUAUUGUUUAAUUUAGAAUUAAGAUGGCAGAAAUAAUAUUCCAGCGUCGAAAAGUGGCCACAAUCCUGUCACCGCCAGAUCCUCUAAUAAUACUCCUGUUGAUGUCACUAUUACAACUAUGUGUUAGCCAAGUAAUUAAUAGAGCGCCGCAUUUUGCGCCCCAAACUGGAGACAUGUCGCAGUUUAGCAUAUCUGAAGAUACACUUGUAGGGACUCCCGUUUAUCACUUGAAAGGUAUUGAUCCAGAGAAUGGGCCGCUCCGGUAUUCGAUAUCCGGUCCGUACUUCGCAGUCGACACUCUGACUGGUGUCGUGACCCUCGCCAAGUCACUUGACAGAGAAGAGCAGCGAUUUCUGGAAGUCAUUAUUAGUAUCACAGAUGAAGGUGUAGCAAAUACAGAACCAAACACAGUGUCUCUCCGUCGAGUGAUUCCAGUAAAGGAUGUCAACGACAAUCCUCCUGUAUUUCACAAUAGACCCUAUCUUAUUAAUAUUAGUGAAGCAACACCGGUUGGGAGUGAAAUUGAAGUGAAACCGAACAUAAUAGUAACAGAUAGAGAUGAAGGCGUUAAUGCAAGAAUCAGAAUAUCUUGUACUACAAAAGAAAAAGGAAGCGACAAUGAAGCAUGUGUAACAUUUAACGUUGUUACUGAAGAGAUAACAUCAAACGAAUACCAAGUCCGUAUCUUCCUAAACCAUGAGCUGUACUUCGAGAGUCGUUCUUCAUAUGUAAUCAGUUUGGAAGCCACUGAUCAAUCAGAUAAACCUUUGAGAGCCGUAGCCAGUGUCGCCGUUACUGUUGGCGAUGUGCAGGACCAACCACCUACCUUUGUUAAUGCUCCUUAUUCUGCUAUUGUACCUGAAAACAUUCCACCGAACACAAGUAUAAUGGAAAUCAUAGCAAAGGAUGGUGAUACAGAUAAUGUUAGACCAGUGUUGCUAACCCUCGAGGGAGACACGGAGCAUUAUUUUAAACUAAUACCUGAAAAGCCUAUUGGACGAGCAACUUUAGUUGCCACUGGUAUUCCCAUUGAUAGAGAAAGUGAUGUGGUUGUACAGAAUGGUGGAGUAUAUUCAUUUUUAGUGAAGGCUACGGAACUAAUCAACAAUGAAGUGCCAUCCGAUUAUACAGUCACAACCGUUACUAUCAUCGUUACGGACGUGGACGAUCACGUUCCAGAAUUCAACAAUGACGUAUUUGAUAUAUCAAUACCAGAAAACAUUGAAAAUGGAAGUCCCAUACCAGGUUUAUCUAUUUAUGUAGAAGACUACGAUAUUGGACAAAAUAGCAAAUACAACCUAAGAUUAAAAAAUGAGUUUAAUUCUGAGGGAGUAUUCUCAAUAAGCACUAAUAAUGGAGAGGGUCGAACUCCAAUAACCAUAAAAGUCAAAGAUUCAUCAAAGUUAGACUACGAUGUUGAUGAUGAACAGAAAAGAAUUUUUAUAUUUGACAUUAUUGCAUCAGUUGAUGGUGAAGAUGUGUCUUCAGCUAGAGUAAACAUAAAAUUACUAGAUAUGAAUGAUAAUGCCCCUGUAUUUAAUGAACCUAGUUACAAGUUCAAUGUUUUAGAAAAUGCUACCAUAGGGACUAAGAUAGGAGAUGUCCAUGCUACAGAUAGAGAUUAUGGUAUAUUUGGUGAAAUAGAGUACACAUUAACGGGUUUUGGAUCUAAUAUGUUCAAAACAGAUAAAAAUAUGGGUGGCUUAUACGUCGCACAUAACUUAGACUACGAAAAGCAGAAAAGUUACAGCUUGACUAUUUUCGCUAAAGAUGGAGGAGGUAAAGGGUCGACGGCCAGUAUUUUUGUCGAUGUUAUAGAUGUGAAUGAUAAUGCACCAAUUUUCGAAGCUUCUGACUAUAGUCGAACUAUCAGAGAUGGUGCAACUAGUUUUGAACCUCAGUUCGUAAUUCGAGCUAAUGAUGCUGACGGCCCUUUACAAGGAAAUGGACGAAUUAAAUAUACACUAGAAUCUGAUAACAGCAUAACUCGCAAAGGCAACGUUUUCAACAUUGAUGAGAAUACAGGAGAGAUUACAAUUAUAGACAAAGUGGAAACAAUGGACACACCUAGAGGACAAUAUGAAUUAGUUGUUAGAGCAACUGAUUAUGGAAUACCUCCAAUGUACAAUGAAACUCGAGUCUAUAUCAGGGUAGGAGUACCAGGUAAUCAACGACCUACGUUCAAAGGCAAUUACCAUCACUACAAAUAUAAUGUAAAUCCGCGGAACCCUGACAGCAACGACGACUUCACAUUUGAUCUCAAUCCUAUGAAUUACAAAGCUAGCAUUAGAGAAGAUGCAAAACCUGGGCAAAAUGUGACAAUGGUAGUAGCUAAUGAUCCUGAUGGUCUUGAUGACCUGCUUAGGUAUUAUAUUGUAUCUGGUUCAAAAGAUAACUUUGUCAUCAAUGAAAAAACUGGAUUGAUUACAGUAUCUAAUGAUGCAAACUUAGAUCGUGAAGUAAAUACAGACAAAUACGAAAUCAUCGUAUCAGCAGUUGAUAGUGGUACCCCUAUUCCUGAAACAGCCACUACAACUGUAUUUGUUACCAUUCAAGACGUAAACGAUAAGCCACCUAAGUUUAAUACUACCGAAUCUACGACCUACUUAUCAGAAAAAACGAAUAUAAAUGAUUUAGUUACGAAAAUUUCUGCAUUUGAUUCAGAUAUCAAUGCAAAAUUAAAAUACAGCUUAAUUGAACCCGUUAAAGCAUUUUCUAAAUCUGGUGUACAACUUAAACCUAACUCGCCAUACGAUUAUAAAACUUUGUUUAAAAUCAACGAAGACACGGGUGAAAUUUUCGUAAAUGGUACUUUAGAUUACGGUCAAGCAUCUAUAGUCAUUCUAACUAUUAAAGUGAUCGAUGAAAACGCAGAGUUGAAUAAGGAAAAUCAGUUUGAUGUUGCUGAACAUACAAUUUACAUACAACCUUAUGCAGACAAGAAUCCUCAAUUUACUAACCCUGGAUGGACCAGUUCAAACCCUGUGAUUUAUCAUAAAAUUAAAGAAGAGCAACCCAUUGGAAGUACUGUAUUAGUGUUGACUGCUGAAGACCCAAUAUCAGGACAUGUCAUAUCUAAUUAUAAAGUAAUUAACUCUCACACUGGAUUGCUACAAGUGGAUCCUCUUAGUGGUCAAGUUGUAUUAACAAACCAUUUAGAUUAUGAAGAUUUAUCAUCUCCGAAUUUAACUUUGACUGUGAAAGCAACUAGCAAUGAUGGAAGUAAACAUAGCAUGGCUAAAAUCAUCAUUGGAGUUACUAAUAUCAAUGACAAUCCACCUACUUUUGAAAAAGAGUUAUACAAAGUCAGCGUUCUAGAAUCAACGAAAUACCCCGAACAAAUUCUCACGAUAAAAGCAAAUGAUGCAGAUGCCAUUAAAACCGACGAAGAUAAAAUUAAUGGUUUUUCAGAUAUACGAUAUAAUUUGAGAGGAGAUAAUUCAGAUCUGUUUAUAAUUGACAAUGUAACUGGAGUUAUACAGGUAGCUCCAAAUAAAACAUUGGAUCGGGAAAGGCAGUCUGUUCUAAGAAUGGAAGUUGAAGCAAUUGAUACUCCAAAAAGCGAAGCAAAUCGCCUAAAAACAUCUGCUGCAAUUCUGGUAGAUGUAUUAGAUGUUGAUGACAAUACACCUAGUUUCGAAAAACCUGCAUAUAUUGCUGUCGUGCCAGAAAAUGUACCAAUAGGAAUAAGUGUCAUCAAUAUAACAGCUACAGAUCCUGAUGAAGGCAUAGGAGGAGAAAUUAAAUAUGACUUUCUGGAUGAGGGAGAAGCUAACGGUCUUUUCGCAAUAGACCCCGUAACAGGCGAAGUGAAAACCCGUCGUGAUCUCACUGGCCGUGGUCGUACCGACCCUUACAGACUCCUUGUGGGAGCUACAGAUGGUGGGGGUCAUAGUGGUGAUGCGUCACUGACUUUAUACAUUGGUGACGUCAGCGCCAAUGAUGGUGUACCGAGAUUUAUCAGGCCUGCUGAUGGGGAAGUGCUGAGCGUUAGCGAGAAUGCAACAAUUGGCUCCUCAGUCUUUCAAGUUGUAGCCACAGACCCGGAUGAUCCAACACAGCCCUCUGGACAACUUUAUUACUUGAUAGAACAGAAUAAUCCGGACGCCAAGACUUUUACAAUAGAUCCUCACUCAGGCCUAAUUACGACUCGUCAGUCAUUGGAUCGUGAACGGAAGGCGUCGUAUACCCUGGUGUUACUUGUGUCAGACAGGGGACAACCACCGCAACAGAGCAGAAGGAUUGUCAACGUCAUGAUCAUAGAUGUCGAUGAUCAUAAGCCCCACUUCGCUAGGAAUUCCGAUGACCCACCUAUUCUUAUGACAACCAAAGAAGAGAUACCAGUCGGAACAGUAAUUGGUACGUUAGAAGCUAUCGAUGAAGAUAUUGGAGAAAACGCUGCAGUCGACUACGCCAUUACAGCUGGCAAUGAAUUAGGUCUCAUAAAGCUAGAACGCACAAAUGACAGUAAAGCAAUUUUAGUAGCUGCAGCUAGAUUGGACAGAGAAGCUGUAAAUAAAAUUCUUCUCACUGUUAAGUGUUUCAAAUAUGGUACAACACCUAAACUGAACAAAAUGUAUAAUCGAUUGGAUCCAUCAGAAACCCAAGUAUUAAUCAAACUCAUUGAUAUCGAUGAUCACUUACCAGAGUUUGAAAACGCCAACAUGACUAUUGGAGUUCGUCUAAAUGUGCCUAUAGACACCAGCAUAGCUACCGUGAAAGCAAUAGAUAAAGAUCCUGACGCUAUAACAAUUAAUUACAAGAUUGUUAACAUGAGUUUCGAAUCUCCAAUCAAAUCUAAAUCUUUAAGUAAUAUCACUGAUGUGAUAGUUUUGAAUAAUGUAACUGGUGAACUUAAAGUAAUGAAGAAUCUGAUACACUAUGCUGAUGGCAUAUUUAGAUUAACAGCUCGAGCUAAUAACUCUGAAGACCUAGAACGGUACAGCGAUGUUUUAAUUGAGGUAGUAGUCGUAAGAGAACGAGAUCUUCUUCGUCUGGUAUUACCAGGAAGCACACGGUCAAGAGUGAACGAUCUACGUAAUCGGAUGCAGACUGCGCUUUCGUCGCGCGGUUUGCGGAUGCAAUUGCAUGAUUCUGUUAACUCAGCGUAUUUGACCAACCCUGGACCCUGCUUCCAAUUUCGUAAAAUGGAGAACGGUGAAGCAUUAACCCCUAAAGCUAUGAAAGCUAGCAUUCGUUCCCUCGGCAUCGAGUUCCAGCAGAUUCUUGAGGACUUCAAUGUCCACAACAUCACCAGUUGUGGUACAACGAGACAGAAACAUUCACCAGCGCAGCAAGCGUUGCUUGCUCUUGCUGGUGUCUUGCCCUUGGCUGCUCUCAUUUCUGCUCUAGUAUUGUGCUGCAUGCAUUCUAACGCUAAACGACGAGCUCGAUCCGCUUUACUCCUGGCGCGAGAACCUCCCCCAACGUCGCCAAGCAACAUAUCCGUCCCUACUAGAUUAUACGCCGAACCUUUGUAUACCACGUGAUUUAAGAACAAAGAUUUAUUAGCGGAGAAAUGCGAGACGCUCAUUAUUUUCAAUAUAAAUCCAUCAGUCUACGGGAAACUUACUAAAAGCAUGGGUAUAGAUGCACGUAAAAAAAACUUUAUGCAUACUUAAAACUGUAGAUGUCGCCACUUGCAUAAAAUAAAAUAAUAUUAACUACUGCAUCUCAAAAACUGCAGGUGGUAUUAUUAUCAUACUAAAUAGGAAAUAUAAAAUAUAAAAAAAGAAAUGCAAAACUAUUUCAAAAUCAUUUUCGGAAUGUUCAAAAAAUUCAUUCACAUUGUACUGUCGCUGAACUUUGAGCAUAUAACAAGUGGAAAGUUUUCCAAUGGUAAACAUAAGUUCGUAAUAAUUCGUGCAGAUGGCAUUUCUUUGAAUUUAUUCUCGGAACAAAGUAACGUUUUAGGGUUGAUUUUUACUUUAAAAUAUUAAAAGUACAGAUUCAGCUUACUUGCGAUUUAAUUAUAUUUUAUUGUAUAUGAAAUCAACGACUGAACAAGGCAAUUUCCUUGACUAAAAUGUAAUAGCUGCCAUCUGUUGGCCUUUUCGGAUAUCAUUAUAGACGUAUUACGCGUUUACUUGGCACCAUCUAUCGAUCAGCGUUAAGAAUCUAAAUAAGCAACCAAAUAAGCGGAGUUAUAAAUGCGACAUUACUUUAAUGAUUAUAUUAUCUGCGCUAAAAGUAUAAUUUUUUAGUUUAAGUUGUGAGUAGGAUCAAAGUAAUCAUCAAGUGACUUGAUCACCUAUAACGACACACGUACGCAUUACGCUCGAGUAUCUAUGUCAGCUAUAGUUAUAAUAUUAUGAUAACUUUCUAUAUGAACAACGGAUUUUUAAUUAGAGAUAAUGAACUGAUGUUUAGAAGGUUACCGAGUUUUUAAGUUUUCGUAUUUUUUCAGAUCUAAAUCGCGUACAUUUAUUUUUUCAAACAAACCAACGUUUCAGGUUCUUUACACGUCCCAUAGGCGUAGUGGACUGAGAUGGUAAAGUCAUCAACAAGUUACGUCUAAUAUUAAAGCAAACUAUCCUAUUCAGAGCUACAGUUACGAAAGUUAUUAAUUGAAAUACCUUAUUUAUUAUAUACCAAAGAACAUUACAAUUUAUGCUGCAUA
Molecule: messenger RNA, 6758 nt
Organism: Hyposmocoma kahamanoa
Lineage: Eukaryota; Metazoa; Arthropoda; Insecta; Lepidoptera; Cosmopterigidae
Gene: Cad74A
Product: cadherin-23
Exons: 24
Coding region: 163-5628 (1821 amino acids)
Biological process (GO): homophilic cell-cell adhesion
Cellular component (GO): plasma membrane
Molecular function (GO): calcium ion binding
Source: RefSeq, a predicted model, not a curated record